AUGUCCGUCUUUAAGCGCCCACAUUUGCGGGCAUGUGAGGAUUACGCAGACAUUUCUGUUGAACUAUCAUCUCUACGCCAACUACAGAGUUACGCUGAUUUUGAACAGCUCGUGCGAAAAGAAUUAGAGGAAGUAUACGGUGCUGCGCCUGCACAGUUCCGUGACUCCAUCGCGUACAGCACACGUGAAUUCCCAGAAGAUUUCUCCGCCUUCUUUACAGAACAUCAACUGCAGAUGCUGCAGAAAUAUGAUGCCUCUGUGGAAAAGGCACAAGAGUUGAGUAGGGCCUAUCAAGCGGCAGAAGAAGAGCAUCAACGCACCCUGGAAGAGGGAAAAGACCGCAAACUUACACAAAAGAGAUUAAGAGAACAGGAAAAGGCAGAAAAGCUCUUAAGGGCAAUGAAUCGUGAAGUCCUUCAGGCAGAAUAUGAUGUGGCUGUACUUGAACAAAAGCUGCGAAAUGUAUUUGCCAUUGGGACUAUCCGUGUCCCAUUAGGAUGA
Messenger RNA from Trypanosoma theileri, 501 nucleotides. RefSeq lists its product as uncharacterized. The transcript has a single exon. The record is from RefSeq and is a predicted model, not a curated record. Bases 1 to 501 code for a protein of 166 amino acids. Lineage: Eukaryota; Euglenozoa; Kinetoplastea; Trypanosomatida; Trypanosomatidae.